Molecule: messenger RNA, 3649 nt
Organism: Phalacrocorax carbo (great cormorant)
Lineage: Eukaryota; Metazoa; Chordata; Aves; Suliformes; Phalacrocoracidae
Source: RefSeq, a predicted model, not a curated record
AGCCCCCCCACCCCGCUGUACCCCCGUGUGUCUCCCCCCCCGCCCAGCACCCACCGUCGCCCCACGUGGGGCAGCCCCACUGCGGAACCGGUUGGGCUUCCCGCCGGCACCGGUGUCUGUCUGUCUGUCUGUCUGUCCGUUCAUCGGGCAGGCCUCAACACGCACCCCCAGCCCCACGGGGUGUGGGGCGCAGUGGGGCUGCCCCCCCGGGAUCCCGCGGGGUGUGGGGCGCAGUGGGGCCGGGAUCCCGCGGGGUGUGGGGCACAGUGGGGCUGCCCCCCCGGGUCCCGCGGGGUGUGGGGCGCAGUGGGGCUGACCCCCGGGUCCCGCGGGGUGUGGGGCACAGUGGGGCUGCCCCCCCGGGUCCCGCGGGGUGUGGGGCAGGGCCCCCCCCGCUGCGGGCGCUGGGAACCCCCCGGGCGGGGGCAGGUGCGGGGCUCGGCGCUGCCAAAGGCGCCCGCGGCACCGGCGCACCCAUCCCGGCACCAGCCCCACACCGGCACAGGGUGGGGCCAGCCCCACGGCUGCCGUGGGGCGGGCCGGGGCCUGCGGUCAGGGGGUGCUAGAGCCUGUGGCUCCCUGGUCCCACGGUGCUGCACUGGCCCCACAGCGGUCUGUGGGGCUGGGACACCUCUAUGGGGCGGCUGGCACCCUUCUGUGGGGCUGGUGCUCUUCUUUGGGGCUGGGACCCCAAUCUAUGGGGCUGUCACCCUCCUCUGUGGGGCAGGCACCCCUCUAUGGGGGGGGCUGGCACCGUUGUGUGGGGCUGGCGCCCUUCUGUGGGGCAGGCAUCGCUCUCUGGGGAGCUGGGACCCCCCUCCAUGUGGCAGGCACCCCUCUAUGGGGGGGCUGGCGCCCUUCUUUGGGGCUGGGAUCCCAAUCUAUGGGGCUGUCACCCUCCUCUGUGGGGCAGGCACCCCUCUAUGGGGGGGGGGCUGGCGCCCUUCUGUGGGGCAGGCAUCGCUCUCUGGGGAGCUGGGACCCCCCUCCAUGUGGCAGGCACCCCUCUAUGGGGGGGCUGGCGCCCUUCUUUGGGGCUGGGACCCCAAUCUAUGGGGCUGUCACCGUCCUCUGUGGGGCAGGCACCCCUCUAUGGGGGGGGCUGGCACCGUUGUGUGGGGCUGGCGCCCUUCUGUGGGGCAGGCGUCCCUCUCUGGGGAGCUGGGACCCCCCUCCAUGGGGCAGGCACCCCUCUAUGGGGGGGGGCUGGCGCCCUUCUGUGGGGCAGGCGUCCCUCUCUGGGGAGCUGGGACCCCCCUCCAUGGGGCAGACACCCCUCUAUGGGGGGGGCUGGCGCCCUUCUGUGGGGCUGGGACCCCGAUCUAUGGGGCUGUCACCCUCCUCUAUGGGGCAGGCUCCCCUCUUGGGGGGGCCAUGGGGGUGCCGAGGCCUCCCUAAGUCACCCCACCCCCGGGGGAGUCCCUGCCCCCCCCCACCAUGUCACCCCCCGACCCCCCCCCGUGCCGCGUGUCCCCAGCGGCGACCUCUCCCCUCCCCCCCCGUCCCUCCCGCCUUCGCCCCGCCCCCUUCGAGACGCCACUUCCGCCCGGCGGCGGCGCCGCUUCCGGCGUGGCGCCCACAACCAAGAUGGCGGCGGCGGCGGCGGCCGGCGGUACCGGUAGCCCCCGGGAGCGGCCCCGCCCCCGCCGGGGCCCCGCCCCGCCCCGCGCGCCGCCGCCGCCGCCAUGAGCGCGUGCCCGGGGCGGGGGGGGGGCGGCGGCGGGAGCGGGACCCCCCCCGCGGCUGAGGGGGGGGCGCGGGUGCGGGGCCGCUUCCUCUCGGCCUGGAACAGCGUCCGAUACGGGUGGCCGGUGCGAGCCAAGACCCACUUCAGCAGAGGCUCCCCCCUGCACCUCCUGGGGCGCGUUUACUGCCCGGCGGGCGAGGAGGAGCUGCGGCGCUUCCGGCGCGAUUUCUGCUCCCGGCUGUGGCUGACGUACCGGCGCGGCUUCCCGGCGCUCGAGGGGACCCCCUGGACCACCGACUGCGGCUGGGGCUGCAUGCUGCGCAGCGCCCAGAUGCUGCUGGCGCAGGGGCUCGUCCUGCACCUCCUGGGCAGGGACUGGACGUGGCCGGAGGCGCUGCUGGAGCUGGAGGCGGCGGCCGGGUGCCAGCGGGCGAGGGACCCCCCGGGACGGAGCCGGGACCCCCCGGGAUGGAGAUGGGACCCCCUGGAACAGGUGAGGGACCCCCCAGGACAGAGCUGGGACCCCCCGGGAUGGAGAUGGGACCCCCUGGAACAGGUGAGGGACCCCCUGGAACAGGUGAGGGACCCCCCAGGACAGAGCUGGGACCCCCCAGGACAGAGCUGGGACCCCCCGGGACAGGUGAGGGACCCCCCGGGACGGAGCCGGGACCCCCCGGGAUGGAGAUGGGACCCCCUGGAACAGGUGAGGGACCCCCCAGGAGAGACCCGGGACACUCUGGAAUGGACCCAGGACUCACCAGGAGGGACCCAAGGCAGCCCGGGGCAGGUGAGGGACCCCCCGGGAUGGACCCAGGACCCCCCAGGACGGACCCAGGACCCCCUGGGGCAGGUGAGGAACCCCCCGGGACGGACCCAGGACCCCCCAGGAUGGAUGCAGGAGCCCCCAGGACGGCCCCAAGGCACCCUGGGGCAGGGGAGAGACCCCCCAGGAUGGACCCGGGACCCCCCGGGGCAGGCGAGGGACCCCCCGGGAGGGCCCCGGACCCCCCGGGAGACGGAGCGACGGCACCGCGCCAUCGUGGCUUGGUUCGCCGACCACCCCCGGGCGCCGUUCGGCAUCCACCGGCUGGUGGAGCUGGGCCGGAACGCCGGGAAAAAAGCCGGGGAUUGGUACGGCCCUUCCAUCGCCGCCCACAUCCUUCGGAAGGCGGUGGAAACCUGCCCGGAGACCCGCGGCCUCUCGGUUUACGUCUCUCAGGACUGCACCGUUUACAAGGGGGACGUGGCCGGGCUGGUGCGGGGCGAGGGCGACCGAGCCGCGCCGGAGGCCGGGCAGCGCCGCGCCGUCGUCGUCCUCGUGCCGGUGCGGCUGGGGGGGGAGACCCUCAACCCCGUUUACGUGGAUUGUGUCAAGGAGCUGCUGAAGCUCAAGUCCUGCGUGGGCAUCAUCGGCGGCAAACCCCGGCACUCCCUCUACUUCGUCGGCUUUCAAGACGAUUUCCUGCUUUACCUGGACCCCCACUACUGCCAGCCCUGCGUGGACACGUCCCGGGAGAACUUCCCCUUGCAGUCGUUCCACUGCGGCUCCCCCCGGAAAAUGGCCUUUGGGAAGAUGGAUCCCAGCUGCACCAUCGGCUUCUACGCCGGCGCCGGGCCGGACCUGGACGAGCUCUGCGCCGACCUGGCCCGCGUGCUGACCCCCCCCUCGGCGCCGGAGCGUUACCCCAUCUUCACGGUGGCGGAGGGGCAGGCGCGGGAGCACGGCUGGGAGCCCCCCUGCUCGGCCCCCCCCCGCCGCCCCCCCCCCCGCGCCGGCAAGCGCCCCAAAAAACCCACCGCCGACGAGUUCGUCUUCCUCUAACCCCCCCACCCCCACCCCGGGACCCCCCACCCACCCACCGUACACUGGAUCGCGGGUUGGGGGGGCCUCCGCUGCCCCCCCCGCCCCCCCCUCAGGGUUUGGGUCACUACUGCGCCGGGAGCGGAGCUGGCGGCCGCGGG